AUGGCUGCUACAAUGCCAAUAAAUCCAAAACCAUUUUUAAAUGGUUUAACAGGUAAACCUGUUAUGGUAAAAUUAAAAUGGGGUCACGAAUAUAAAGGUUAUCUUGUUUCUGUCGAUGGAUAUAUGAACUUACAAUUAGCUAAUACAGAGGAACAUAUAGAUGGAAAUUGUACUGGCAAUCUUGGUGAAGUUUUAAUCAGAUGUAAUAAUGUAAUGUAUAUAAGAGGUGUAGAAGAAGAAGAUGAAGAAGGAGAAAUGAAGGAUUAGAUUUUAUAAUGUUUAUACAUUAUAAUUUAAAAUGUUUAUUUUUAAGUAAGAUUAAUUGUCUAAAAAAUAAUAAAAUUAUGUUUUUUAAA
Molecule: messenger RNA, 356 nt
Organism: Apis cerana (Asiatic honeybee)
Lineage: Eukaryota; Metazoa; Arthropoda; Insecta; Hymenoptera; Apidae
Gene: SmF
Product: small ribonucleoprotein particle protein SmF
Biological process (GO): mRNA splicing, via spliceosome; spliceosomal snRNP assembly
Cellular component (GO): U1 snRNP; pICln-Sm protein complex; catalytic step 2 spliceosome
Molecular function (GO): RNA binding
Source: RefSeq, a predicted model, not a curated record